UUGGGAAAGAAUUGAAGGAAGUCUAGUGGUCAUUUAGACAAACAAGUCAGACACUGGGAUCAGUGCUGGCUGAACACACAGCAGUCCUCUACAUGGCAGAGACAGACAAAGGGCUGUAGGAUGAUAGAGGGCCAUCUGAAGAAGGAGUUAGCAAAUCGGAGAGCUAUGCUGGGCUCAGUGGCAGCCUUUUGGAUCAAGCUGGAUUUGUGUUUUGAAGUGGAUUUGAACAGACAAAAGGUGGACCUCUUCAGGAACAUGUUUAAGAGAAGGAUCCAUGUGCUCUGCUGCUAGAUCUUGGCUGUUGGAAGUCUCAGAUGAGCAUCUGCUGACCUUGAUUGGCAUCCUGUUCUCCGAUGUCCAAGGAAAACCCUGAUUGGUCCAGAGCAGUGAGCAGGAAGUGUUGACCUACCUCCAGUUUGGGAUUAUGGGAGCAUCUACAUUGGGAAAGGCGGCAUCUCUAGAUGCUCUCCUCAAAGAAUGCACUCAUGCGUUUGAUGAUAAUGGGGAGCUGCAGGCCAACCUGCUCCCUCGCAUCCUGCUGCUGAUGCAUCGCUGGUACAUCACAUCUUCAGAACUGGCGGGAAAACUACUGAUGAUGUAUCGUGACUGCAAAGAUGACGGCUGCCAGAGAACACGGUUGAAGAUUUGUUAUUUAAUGAGGUACUGGAUUGUGACAUUCCCUGCAGAGUUUAACCUGGACCUGGGUCUGAUCCGGUUAACAGAGGAGUUCAGAGAUGUGGCUGCUCAGCUUGGCUCUCAGGAACAUUUCAAGCUACUCGACAUCUCCACCAUUCCGUCGUACGACUGGAUGCGUAAGUUGACCCAGCGCAAGAAGCAGCCUAAGAAAGGAAAGGCCUCCCUGCUGUUUGACCACCUGGAGCCGAUGGAGCUGGCGGAGCAUCUAACCUUCCUGGAGUUCAAGUCCAUACGGAGGAUAUCGUUCACUGAUUACCAAAGCUACGUGAUCCACGGUUGCCUGAUGGACAACCCGACUCUGGAGCGCUCCAUUGCUCUGUUCAACGGAGUCUCGCAGUGGGUCCAGCUCAUGGUGCUCAGCAAGCUUACGCCUCAGACCCGCGCAGAGGUUAUCACCAAAUACAUCCACGUGGCUCAGAAACUUCUACAUCUGCAGAACUUCAACACUCUGAUGGCGGUGGUGGGGGGGCUGAGCCACAGCUCCAUAUCUCGACUGAAGGAGACUCACUCUUAUCUGGCUCCAGAAGUUGUAAAGAUGUGGAGCGAGAUGACGGAGCUGGUUUCCUCCAACAAUAACUACUCCUGCUACCGGAAGGCCUUCAGUGAAUGCCAGGGCUUUAAGAUCCCCAUCCUGGGUGUGCACCUGAAGGACCUGAUUGCAGUGCAUGUAGUCUUCCCUGACUGGGUGCAUGACAGUAAUGAGGUGAACCUGGUGAAGAUGCAUCAGCUCUACAUGACCUUCAACGAGUUGGUGUCAUUGCAGACUGCAGCGGCCCAGGUGGAGCCCAACAUGGACCUGAUUUACCUGCUGACGCUUUCUUUAGACCUUUAUUACACCGAAGAUGAGAUUUAUGAGUUGUCAUUACUAAGGGAACCACGCAACCACAAAUCAUUGCCUACCUCUCCAACAACUCCCAACAAGCCCCUGGCCCCACUGGACUGGGCCUCCGGUGUCACCACCAAACCCGACCCCUCUGUGGUCAACAAACAUAUCAGGAAGGUGGUGGAUUCUGUGUUCAGGAAUUAUGACCAUGACCAUGAUGGCUAUAUCUCUCAAGAGGACUUUGAGAGCAUUGCUGCUAAUUUUCCCUUCCUGGAUUCCUUCUGUGUUCUGGACAAAGAUCAAGAUGGAUUGAUCAGUAAGGAUGAGAUGAUAGCGUAUUUCCUCCGGGCUAACCCACUGCUCCAGUGUAAGAUGGGUCCAGGUUUCAUCCACAACUUCGCCGAGAUGACAUACCUGAAGCCCACCUUCUGUGAACAUUGUGCUGGAUUUCUGUGGGGAAUCAUCAAACAGGGCUACAAGUGCAAAGACUGUGGUGUGAACUGUCAUAAACAAUGUCGGGAGCUGCUGGUUCUGGCCUGCAGGAAGCUGAUCCGCUCCGGCUCUCUUGGGAAUGUUUCUCCAGCCAGACUGACCCACAGCUCCCUUCCCAGCAGCCCGGCUCUGCCCACCUGUGAAGAUGAGGAUGAGGUGUUUGAGUUCCCUGCCGUCCCAUCAACAGGACCGUCUCUGGACCCUCAGUCGAUCACCCUGAUGACUGGCUCCGCACAGAGGAUCUCAGUGCGCCUGCAGAGGGCCACCACUAGCCAGGCAACCCAGACUGACCCCCUAUGGCCAGAACACAGCUGGGGGGCCACAGACAGCGGCUCCCACACCUUCCCCAAAAUGAAAUACAGGACUCACAGAAAAUCAUCAAAAAAUAAAGGCUUUGCCCGCUGGGAAAACAAGAACGAGCCGGCAGUUUCUACAAGGUGCAGCGUUGACUCUCAGGAGAAGUCAGCCGUCUCAGGAGAGCCCCUACAGAACGGGAGGACACACAGAGUUAAGGACAGCUGACUUGGUCUCGUUGGUGAGGGACAGUCACAGAGAUCCAGGAAGCCCCUAUCGGCUGCAAGCAGGAAGCUCUUCUCUCUGGGGGACGUGCUGGGCUGCCUGCGCCCCCCCGUCAGUGACCUGGAGCUAUCCUGUCCUUUGUAGACCUCAGCACAGGUGGAGAUGCAUGUGGUUCCCAGUAGCUGUAUGAAAAGACAUAAUGUGUGAGCUCAGUGGAUGAUGGACUAACACCUGCUGUGUAUCACACUGUGACACCUUCACCUGAUCCUGUGAAGUGUCUUUCGGCUGGGGAUGUUUGGGAUGUACACAACAUCAGCACUUGGAAAAAGUAAAGGAAACGUUUUUUAACUUCACGAAAGUUUGAAAAAGGUUCAGUGUAGGGAAUCAAAGACAGCCAGUAACUUUUUGUAACUGCUUUGAAUGCCAGCUUGGGGACGACAAAGUAAAAGCCUGAACUAAAGAAAGAGAAGAGCAAGUUCUUCCCAAGUGGAAAUGAUCUAAAAGAUCAUGAUGGAUAUGGGAGAGAGUGUAAAAAAAGGGAAGUCAAAAUGGAGAAGAACGUUAAGGGAAUCCAACCCUCCUGACAUACAGAGCAGUGAAGAUGGACCACUAUGGACCCUGGAGUAUUUAUGGCCAAUAUUUCUAUUUAUUCCUAAAUGUUAUUUAUAUUUGCACACUACAGUGUGUUUAAACCUUCCUAUUGUUUAAUAUGUAAAAAAUGACAUUUCUCUCAGCAUGACAUAUGAUGAUUAACUGGCCUGACUCCAGCAUUGCCCAAUGAGAAUCCAUGUCAUUUAUAACUUUAACAGAAGCUCAAAUAAAACACAUCAAAGAAGUUCAUUGAAAUACAAUUGUUUAUCUAUGUUAUAUAUUCAUUAACAUUCUCAUAAUUAAAUGCAGACAAUCACAUUGCCACUAAAUGAACAUUCAACAGUACAGCCUCUCUGUCCAGCGCCCUCCCCCGAAGAAACUAUUUUAUGGGUCUGCCUUUGUCAUUCACUGCUGAGCUCUGCACACGCCCAAUGUGACCUGGAUGAUUCGUCUAAUGUUAAAAAAGAGAAGCCGGUCUUGCUGCUCUCCCUUCACUAUUUUCUGUGUUGUAAGCUGAUUCUAGUGUUCCAUUGAAAAACAAUUAAGUCAGCUAAUAUGUUGCAUUUAAAUAUGAUUGUAAAUGUAUAUAUGAAAGCUAAUAUAUACAUCACAAUGUUUUUUGUAUUUUACUAUUUCAUAUUUCAAAAAGCUAUUUUAAAUGUUCCUAACCAGGGCACAAAGAUUGCCUGUCGGUUCUUUGGAUACUUACACAAUCUUUAUAGAUUUAAUAGUUAUUAUUUUUAUCGAUAAAACAUAGAAAAGAUACUUCACAAACAGCAAAUGAAACAGAAUGCUUUCAUGGAAUUAAUAUCGAACCCUUAUCUGUUUAAAGUCACAGUCACUUUGCCGUUAAUAAAACUGAAACCGUUAGGAGAUAAAAACAGGCUUUUUGAUAACAUCAUUUUGAAAUAAAACAGUCUAUUACA
Molecule: messenger RNA, 4047 nt
Organism: Eleginops maclovinus (Patagonian blennie)
Lineage: Eukaryota; Metazoa; Chordata; Actinopteri; Perciformes; Eleginopidae
Gene: rasgrp3
Product: RAS guanyl releasing protein 3 (calcium and DAG-regulated)
Exons: 18
Coding region: 425-2533 (702 amino acids)
Biological process (GO): positive regulation of GTPase activity; Ras protein signal transduction
Cellular component (GO): plasma membrane
Molecular function (GO): guanyl-nucleotide exchange factor activity; calcium ion binding
Source: RefSeq, a predicted model, not a curated record